AUGACCCCUGGGGGCACCAAAACUGUAAGGUCCCCUGGCGGCGCCACCAUCCCUGGCCCCUGGGAGCGCUGUCGCCCUGAGACAACCCCUGGGGGCGACAUAGCCUCUGGCUGGGCCCUUUUGGGUGCCACCACCCCAGGGAGGGUCCCUGGCGGUGCCACUGCCCCUGGAAAGGCCUCUGGAGUUACCAACACCCCUGGGAGAGCUCCUAGGGGCGCUGAGGCCCCAGGGAGGGCUCCUGGAAGCUUUGCCGGCACUAGAAGGGUCCUAGAGGGAGCACUUGACCUUGGGAGGGCCCCUGGGGGAGCUGUUUCCCCUGGGAUAACGCCUGGCGGGGCCACCGCCCUUUGGAGGGCCCCAGCCGUCCCUAGGAUGACCACUGGGGGCACCACGACUGGAAGGUCCCCCGACGGCGCCACCGUCCCUGGUAGAUCCUCUGGUGGCACUGCUGACCUUAAGGAGCGCCUUUGCCUCUGGGAGGUCUCCUGGCAGCAGUUAGUUUUCUCUAUUUAG
This is a messenger RNA of Homarus americanus (American lobster), 513 nucleotides long. Its product is annotated as skin secretory protein xP2-like. Lineage: Eukaryota; Metazoa; Arthropoda; Malacostraca; Decapoda; Nephropidae. Bases 1 to 513 code for a protein of 170 amino acids. The transcript has 2 exons. The record is from RefSeq and is a predicted model, not a curated record.